This is a messenger RNA of Sodiomyces alkalinus F11, 1212 nucleotides long. RefSeq lists its product as hypothetical. The transcript has a single exon. Lineage: Eukaryota; Fungi; Ascomycota; Sordariomycetes; Glomerellales; Plectosphaerellaceae. The coding region runs from base 1 to 1212 and encodes 403 amino acids. The record is from RefSeq and is a predicted model, not a curated record.
AUGCCGUCAGACAAGCAUGACAGGUCAUCUCACAGGAAGAGUCCUGGCCGCAGCUCCAGCCCUAGGGCUCACCAUCGCAAGACAAGCGACUCGGCCUUGGGUUCGUUGAGUGACCAAGACAGCUUCGCAUCCAAUCCCGAUCGCUCUUUCACACCCCAAGACUACUCGGAGCUGUCCAAGGACCCGUACGCCUUGGCCGAGGCUCUCAAGGCUGCCGAGUAUGAGCUCAGCACGUGGAAGAAGAAGUGCAAGGAGCUCGAGGCCGAGCUGCAAAAUGCCCGGUCCGAAUACCGGGGCCUUGAUGCCACCUACCGCGCCCAGAUCGACAGGAACAGCGUCUUGGAGGACGAGAACAAGAUUCUAAGCGGCGAGAACAUCCGCCUCCGGAACAAGAACGAGGACUUGAGAGAUGAAAUGCGCCGGAUCCGUAACAGCCCACCUCGUGAACGCGAGCUGCCGGCCGAGAUGACCGGCGCUCUGGGGCCGGACUCCAGGCCCUCCUCCUCUUCCAAGGAUGCCAAUGCCUCACGCCACCACCGGGAAAGGGAACGGGAAAGGGAAAGUAAAAAGGAAAAGGAGAAAGAGAAGGAACGCGAAAAGAAGGAGCGUGAAAAGAAGGAACGGGAAAAGAGGGACCGCGAGGAGAAAGAGCGAGAACAAAGACACCGCGAGGAGAAGGAGAGAGAACAGAGGUACCGCGAGGAGAAGGAGAGAGAGCAGAGGUACCGCGAGGAGAAGGAACGAGAACAGCGACACCGAGAAGACAAAGAACGCCUCCGGAGCCGCUUCGACGUGGACGGAAAGGGUCCUGUGAGCAGCCACUCCGCCCAUUCGGACCAUUCCGCUCGCUCAGUCCAAUCGGGUCACUCGGCCCACUCGGGCCGUAGCCGGAGAGGUAGCUACCUGGAGCCAUUCGGGCCUGGCGGCCGUCCGCCCUCGCACUCGCACCCCGCCCCGGCCUCCCAGCCGUCUUCCUCCGGUUCCCACCCCCCGAGCGCCAGCCGCAAGUAUAACACCUAUGCGCCGUCACGGCCCGUCAUGGUCUCCACCUUGGUAACUCCGGCUUACUCCGACAUCCCGCGCACUUCCCAGGUACCACCACCUUACAGCCCGGAUCUUAACGAACCUGUGUUUGCCGACGAUCCGAUUCAAGCCGCGGAUUACUACAGUCAUCCUCUUCCUUCCGAUAAGCCUCACAGAUCACGACGCUGA